AUGGAGCCAAUGUAUAUUGAAGAUCAAACGAUGCCUGGAAAGUCUCCCAGCACUGACGAGCGCUCGGCUCAUACUCGUACAAGAACGGUGACUCCAGUCUCUACAGACGCUCCGCUGCUGGGAUCCCAUGCAACGCUUCAAGCAUUGGCAAUCAUCAUUCCUCAAGUUCAGCAUGAAUUUGAUGUUCCAACUGCUCUUUCUGGACUUGGUUCCACAUCCAGCUUUCUUGGCAUGCUAAUAGGAGCAGGCUCUUUUGGAAUCCUCGCGGAUAUUAUUGGCCGACGGACAGCCUUCAACGCAACGCUAUUCUUGACCUGCGUCUUUGCCUUUGGCUCAGGAUUAGCACCCAGCUUUGCAGCUUUAUGUGGGUUGCUCGCGUCAAUGGGCUUUGGGAUUGGAGGUAAUCUCCCAGUGGAUGGCACGCUGUUCUUGGAAUUCAUGCCAACUGAACAACAGAAGCUGCUGACCCUACUUUCCGUGUUCUGGCCAGUCGGGCAAGUUGCCACUUCUCUCUCUGGAUGGUUUUUGAUGCCCUCACGGAGCUGCGCGUCUGCCUUAGACUGUCCUCGCUCGAGUAACGAAGGCUGGAGAUACGUACUGUUCGUUUUGGGAACAAUGACCGGAGCCAUGUUUGUUGCUCGAUUCUUUGUUUUCAGAAUGUUAGAAUCACCCAAAUUUCUGCUCUCUCGAGGCAAAAGACAAGAAGCGCUUGAUGUGCUCAAUCAUCUUGGCAGACAAGGAAAAAUUGAACUUGAUUUGACUAUUGAAGAUAUGCCACAAUUACGUGUACGCGACGACGAUGCUUCACCAAGCACUGGAAAAAUAUGGAGAACAUCUUCAUCAUGGAUGGAAGUUGUCUCUUCCAACAUGAGCAAAUUUACUCCUGCCAAUAUUCGACCGUUGUUCUCAAAGUCGAUGUGGCUGACUACCUUAUUGGUCAACUUGAUUUGGUACCAUAUUCAGCAAGAUGUUUGUCGCUUGUGGAUAUACCAUGUUCAAUGGCUACUUGCCUGCGCUCUUGGCGUUGUUUCUAUUGCCGGAGUUCCUGCUUCGUUUGCUGGCAUGUGGCUCAUUGAGACAAGUCUUGGUCGACGAGGAACAAUGGUUCUUUCUGCUAUUGGAACGGUCAUUUCGUUUGUCCUCUUCAACUUUUCGCGCUCUCAAGCAUCUCUUUUGGGUUUCUCAUGUCUUUCAACCUUCUUUUCGAAUAUGAUAUAUGGAGUCCUGUUUACUUACACCCCUGAGGUGUUUGCAUCGAGCUAUCGAGCCACAGCUUGUGGCAUCGCCUCUGCACUUGGUCGCAUUACUGGUGCUUUGGCUCCUUUGAUGUCUGGUGCCUUCCUUUCGAUAUGGUCGGACUUGCCAUUGUAUUUCGCCGCGGGCUUAAUAGGCGUCGCUGGAUUAUGCAUGGCCUUGUUGCCUAUAGAAACUAGAGGACGACCUUCGUUGUAG
This is a messenger RNA of Synchytrium microbalum, 1452 nucleotides long. RefSeq lists its product as uncharacterized. Gene Ontology annotation, molecular function: transmembrane transporter activity. The transcript is spliced from 12 exons. Gene Ontology annotation, biological process: transmembrane transport. The coding region runs from base 1 to 1452 and encodes 483 amino acids. Lineage: Eukaryota; Fungi; Chytridiomycota; Chytridiomycetes; Synchytriales; Synchytriaceae. The record is from RefSeq and is a predicted model, not a curated record. Gene Ontology annotation, cellular component: membrane.